Messenger RNA from Scatophagus argus, 3389 nucleotides. It is a transcript of the gene wdsub1, whose product is annotated as WD repeat, sterile alpha motif and U-box domain containing 1. The coding region runs from base 167 to 1633 and encodes 488 amino acids. Gene Ontology annotation, biological process: protein ubiquitination. The record is from RefSeq and is a predicted model, not a curated record. The transcript is spliced from 13 exons. Gene Ontology annotation, molecular function: protein binding; ubiquitin-protein transferase activity. Lineage: Eukaryota; Metazoa; Chordata; Actinopteri; Scatophagidae.
CAGCCACUUAACUUCUGGGCCUGACUUGAGAGCUCUUCACAGACGCACCAAUUAGACAGAAUGAGGGUGACGUAACACGCAGUGCGUCCCGAUCACGUGACCAAUGAGGAACUAAACAGCAUUCGACUGACCAGGCAGCGCGACGGAGAAAGGGCCGACUGUCCAAAUGGCUUCUCUGAUUUGCACUUUACAAGACCAUCGAGAUGAUGUCAACUGGUGCGCCUUCUCCGGCAAACUUCUGGCCACGUGUUCUGGGGAUAAAACUGUCAGGAUAUACAACACUUGUGACUUCUCGGAGCUGCCUUUCUCACCUCUGUUGGGACAUGGCUACAGCGUUCACUGCUGCUGCUUCAGCCCCUGUGGACAGUUCCUUGCCUCAUGUUCGACUGAUGCAACCAUACUGGUCUGGUCCAUGGACACAGGUGAGAUCGAUGCUGUCCUGGAACAUCCUGGUCGCAGUCCUGUGAGGAUCUGUGCGCUCUCUCCUGACUCCGCCCACCUGGUCUCUGGUGCGUCUGAUGGCACAUUGGCUCUGUGGGACUUCCCCUCCAAACAGUUGCGCAGGACUGGAGCAGUGAAUGACACGACAAUGGUAGCCUGCUCCUUCAGCCACUGCAGUCAGGUGUUCAUGACCGGCUCCACCUAUGGAGACCUGCGUCUGUGGAGCCUGGACAUGAAGCAGCUCCAUGCGGAGAAAAACGCUCACGACCUGGGGGUCACCUGCUGCACCUUCGCUCCCACCAUCCUCAGCGAUGGCAAAGUCGUGCAGUUUCGUCUGGCAUCAUGUGGCCAAGACAGUCACCUGAAGAUCUGGGCCAUUAACAAGUGCAGCGACGGAGCCUAUAAAAUGCAGCUCCUGCACACAUUAACUGGCCAAUCAGCUCCAGUCCUCUCCUGUGCGUACUCCUUAGAUGGACAGCUGCUUGUGUCUGGCUCUGUGGACAAAACUGUUACAGUCUAUGAUGCUGCAAACGCAGUUUUGCUUUACACACUGAACCAGCACGAGAGGUACGUGACGGCGUGUUCCUUCUGUCCGACUUCACCACUGAUAGCUACAGGAUCUAUGGAUAAGACAGUAAACAUCUGGAGGCUGGAGGACGGAUGCAGCGGCCGUGGAAAAGGCGGGAGGUCGCUUCCUGAGAAGUCUGCACUGACGCCAAGUGAUGGGAGAACCUCAGCGGGCCGAUCGAAGCUGCUGGUCAGCGAUUGGUCGGAGGAGGAUGUGUCGGCGUGGCUGGUGGAGGAAGGCCUCGAGGGAUUGGUGGACAAAUUUGCAGCCAACAACAUAGAUGGGACAGAACUGCUCAGUCUCACCAAGGAAACACUGGCGUCAGAGCUGCACAUAGAGUCAGUUGGCCUGCGGAACAAACUCCUGAGGAAGGUGGAAGAGCUGAAGGGUGAAUCAGUGUGUUCAGGCAUUCCUGAUGAGUUCCUCUGUCCAAUCACCAGAGAGCUGAUGAGGGAACCAGUCAUUGCUGCUGAUGGAUACUCAUAUGAAAGAGAGGCUAUCGAGAGCUGGAUUAACACCAAGAACCGCUCCAGUCCCAUGACCAACCUUCCCUUACUGACCACACUGCUCACCCCUAACCACACCCUGAAGAUGGCGAUUGGCCGGUGGAAGACCAGCCACUAGCACCUGAAGCCACUUUCCUUUUAAGUGGAAACCAGUGCUCACAGUGGUGCCACAGUAUGUCAGGUGCACCGCUGACAGCUGGGGAGCAGAAAGGCAAAACUGCAGCAACAGCUCUAAAUGUACUUUCAGCUCAUAAAGUAAAUAUGGCCGAAAUGUUGGCAGUCAGCUGCCUUUUUAUGCAUCAAGUAGAUGCGGAGCAACAUGCACAUACCCGGUGACGCGUUCCUUUUGGGCCACCUAUAGAAGUUUCAAGUGGCUAUAAUCAAUACUUUAAUGAUAACAAAAAGCAAGUUUGAGGUAAUCUUUGUUGUCCAGCCCCCAUCCACUGUCUUGGUUCACUCUCGCUGCUCUCAUAGGGUCAUUUUCAGCGAAGAAACUCUAAAAACCUGCUGGACACUACACUCCUUUGCUCAGCACCCGACAGCAGACACAGUUCACAACACGUUGGUAAACAUAGUAGAGCAUGGCAAUGUGGUGGGUCAGUGGUUAGCACAGCUGCCUCACAGCAAAGAAAGUUCAGGGACGUGGCUUUCCCCCGUGUGCUCCAGUUAGUCCACCUUCAACAAACAUGUAUGUUAGGUUAAAUCUCCUGUCAGUUCCAUUGACCAAAGCACUUCCUUAGAGCUGAACUUGGUCACUGGACACUGCACAGCGACUGCCCACUGCUUCCAACAUUUGGAUGGGUUAAGUGCAGAGUACUGUAAAUUGGUGUAUAAACUGUAGUCUGCAUGAUUUGACUUAGCAGCCAGAGGCAGCUAUUUCUCAAAGGAGUUGGAGGAGACCACAAAUAGAGAAUGAGCAUUGAACUUACACAAGCAAAAAUAAAUAGGCAACUGUUUGCUAAUAAGUUCACAAUAUCAACUAAAACUGUGCUGACAUGUCAAUGUUAGGCUCACAACUUGUUUCCAUUGUCCCCAAGUGGCCAAAUGAUCAGUUAUGACAGGUUUAAUAUUCACUUGCCUUUAAUCUACUUGGUCAGCUGUACAGAAAUUUUGAUUACUUAAAACAAGUUCACCUUUUCUGGUAAUUUAGUCACCUUUUGCCUUAAACAAGCUUGAUCAUGAAAAAAACUUUCAUGGUCUUUAGUGUUGUGUGUGUUUAUUAUAUAUUACUAAGCUGUGAGAGUCUGAAAGCUAUACAGAGCUACAUACUGGUGUGUUGAUUUGCAGUUGGACCAGCAGUACUAACAACUCCUAGAAAUAUAGCUUAAUGCAGCUGUAGGUGAAAACGUUGGUCGUCUUACUGAAAAACGCUAUUCCCUAAUCUUCUAAUCAGCAUUACAUAUACAGUGAAUAUAUGUGUGUGUGUGUGUGUGUGUGUUUUGUUUCUUUUUUUUGGACUGCCUGAACAUUUCAGGGCCUUUCUUAUUGCAAACAUGAAGGGAAUAGUGCUGUAGAAGCUCACAUGCUCCUCUUAAUGAAAUAGAUGACUUAACUGAAGACAUUUCUGCAAUAUUCAGAAACUGCAAUUUGCACAUAUUUAUACAAGUAGUUUAUUUCCAUGGCUUUGUUAAAUGUCAAAUUAGACAAGUUGUGUUGUAGUGUCAAACGACAAGACCUUUUAUCCACCCAUACACACUCUGAAGCUUAGCCAACAUUUUGUGGGUUAUACUAUCCAAGAAGUAGAUGUAGAAAUGUACUCCUUCCGACUAUGGAAAUAUAGCAAUGUAAGAAGUCUCUUAAAAUUUGUUAUCCUCGAAUGUUGCUCAUGUAAAUGCUCUCUCGGUCUAAAUAAACCAAUAAACACUUCAUAUGAA